Phytomonas sp. Hart1 is the source of this 2514-nucleotide messenger RNA. Lineage: Eukaryota; Euglenozoa; Kinetoplastea; Trypanosomatida; Trypanosomatidae. The record is from the annotation of a GenBank genome assembly.
AUGUCUAGUACUAUUGUUAUAUCAGCCUCAUAUGAUAAGCAAAUUCGCUGCUGGAACGCCACUACAGGUCGCACUGUCUGUUGCUUUACCUUCCAAGAUUCUCAAGUAAACGCCAUUCAUCUAGUGUAUCAAACCCAUUAUCUUGCUGUAGCAGGGUAUAAUGUGAUUCGUUUGUAUGAUCUGAAAGACAUCAACUGCGGUAAUAUUGUAGGUUCUCAAGUUUUACAACAACAACAGCAAAUGGUUACCACUGCUCCUGGAGGUCAAACAGUGAUUGCACCUCCAUCUAUUUUUUCUUCGUAUGAAACACAAGGCAGUAUAAAUUUUACAAGUCUUGGCUCAUUUCCUCUCCUUCCAAGGAAAAGGGUGGUAGACGAAAGGAAUUUGCGCUUUAAUGACAACGUGAAUGUAGUGGACACAUCUUUUUCUACUUACGAGUAUGGCACCGUAGCGCCCUUCGAUUUUUCACCUGCAGCAAUAUCAUUGAAAUCUCCUGAAAGACAUUUAAGUUCUGCAACUAAUGAUACGCGUGUUAUUUUAUACGCUACCGGCGAGGAUGGCCACAUUCGUUUUUUUGACGCAAAAACUCCGAACACGAUGAGUGUUCUCAGGGAUAUCACCACCGGUGCUGCCAUCACAUGUAGCUGUCUCUCACCUGAUUCUCGUUUUUUGCUUACAGGGAAUCAAAUCGGCCAAGUGUCGGUAUGGCAUCUUCCGACAAUCAUCACCGGCAUCGCGCGAGAACAACAACAACAAUGGUGCCCUACCGCUUCAGCUGAUGGAGGUGCAUUUAUUGAGGCGGCUUCAGCUGAUACACAAGAAGCCGCAGAGAGAGCCGCUGUCAUAAGCAAGUUUGGCAGGCGACCUGUUCACGAGUUUGCUUUGGAAGGUGACUACACAUCCGUGCGCAGUAUCUCCAUUGAUCCACUCGCUCGCUGGUUCGUUGUGGCCACAAACCAAGGGAAGCUGCACUUUUUUCGUUUCGCACAUGAUGGUUCACUCUAUGGCACCAAAUCAGCCAAAACCAUUCAGUCUUUAAAGCCGUGUGUGUCUGGAGAACUCGUACAAGAGGCCGUGGGUCCUGUUCCAACGGCCCCUUAUGAGUCGGGCAAUCCUGAGGGAAACUCCUCGUCUGUUCCGCGGCUUCAUAGUGAGGCUGAGUGCAGUACUAAUAACCGGUCUCCACAGGCCAUUCCACACGGGAGUUCUGAUCACCCUACCUUUCCCACAAAUGACCUUAGCACCCAACUAAAGUCUUCAUUCGAUCAAAAUGUUGCCAUAGGACACCGUAGUCCACGUACUGUGAAUUUACAGGGCGACCCUAACCUUAGCAUAGGGGAUUGCCGUGGUGGCAGCAUCGAGAUGGAUGCGACUCGACUUCCCCAAUUAGAGCUGCAUUACCAUGGUAACCAUAACCGCGAACUAUAUCCAAGUUCGAGUACGCCACAGAACCUGGCGAAUCGGAACGACAAGGUCAAUUUCACGCCCCAAAGGCGGGCACCGUCCCCGAGCUCACUUUUGGCAUCACUCACGGUAACCAGUCGAUUACAACUUGCACUGCAAAAGGAGAUGGAAACGGAAGAAUUUCAUACCUUUCAGGCACAUUAUAAGUACAUUCUCAAAGUAAUCAUAUCACCUAAUGGAGAGUUGCUGUCGACUUGUUGCGCUGAUUACACGGUGGGGCGGUUUAUAAUUCCUGAGAUUAUGCGAGGAAGGGGAAAGGAAAUCGUUGGAGGCACCGUCCAAGUGUCAAAGUCUGAAAAAAAGUCACAUACGAUAUGCCCAAAACAGCAAGCUGAUGCCCUCAAAUUAAACUUAUCACCUACUUUACAGAAUGAAAUUAACGACAGCGCUAAUGCGAAGAAAGCUGUCAAAACGGUCUUGGAUCCACCUAUGCAAACAGGCUGUGCGUCGGACGCAGUUCAAAAAUCAGCUGAUAAUCCAAAUACCUCUAGCAAACUUUCUGAAGGGGCAGAUGUGGUCUAUGGUGAUGUUCACGAUGCUGGAGAAGGUGUGCAAUCAUCACAAGGCCAGAAACACCAAGUGGAAGAUGUGAACGAGGUCGUCACGAAAGAUAUCACCUCGUCAUCUCUUCUUCAGAAUAAAGAUACCAAACAAGAACCGCCAUUAUUAGUAAAAAGGUCUGGAACUGCUAUUGGUAAUAUUUCAUCAACUGAUGUAAAUUUACCUAGUGCUGAUUUUUGUGGUGGAUCUGAACUUGAUGUGGGUAAAAAAUCUAGUGAUUUAAAAGGUGAAAAUGCAAUAUCCCCAAACAAACAAAGAAAUAAACAUGAGUUGAAGUUAUAUUUUAAGCCUUUACCACCAUUAACGGAUCAUACCCGAUGGGUUUGGGAUUGUGUCUUCAGCGAUUGUUCCCAGUUUUUGUUCAGUGUCAGUAGUGAUUGCCAUGUUCGGAUGUGGAACAAUAUAACCUCAGACAGGCCUCAAUCCACGGUAUUUGUAGGACACACUAAAUCUGUCAUAGCAGUAUUGUUAACAUACAACUUACAGUAG